AUGCUUUAUUCAACACGCCGUCUUGCUUCGGCUGCUGGCAAGGCAAUUCAUUUCGGUGGUGAGGCAAGAGAACGCAUGCUAAAUGGUAUUGAGCGUAUCGCUACUGCCGUUGGCGUAACGUUGGGCCCGAAGGGACGAAAUGUCAUUAUUCGGCAGCCCUCAGGCGAGCCGAAGAUAACCAAAGACGGUGUAACGGUUGCCCAAUCCAUUGAGUUCAAUGAUCAAUUCGAGGAUGUGGGCGCCCGACUUAUUCGACAAGUGGCGGGAAAGACGAAUGAUAUUGCGGGGGAUGGUACCACAACCGCAACAAUACUUGCAUGGAGCAUUUUUGCAGAGGGUUACAAAUGUGUUGCGACGGGUGCCAACCCAAUGGAUCUGAAACGUGGCAUAGAUAUUGCUGUCGAUGUCCUCCUCAAGAGCUUAAGUGAACAGAAGCGCCCAGUAAAGGAUUUGCAGAUGCUUGAGAACGUGGCGACAAUCAGCGCUAAUGGUGAACGUUCUCUGGGAGCUUUGAUUGCCAGAGUCGUGCAGUCGGUAGGGGUAAAUGGUUACAUUGCCGUGUUGAGUGGAAAUGGCAGUGCAACUGAGUGGAUGCGUUACGAUGGUUGGAGCGUGGAGCAGGGGUUUGUUUCCAGCGCGUUGGUGACAAACACCACUGAACUUAAGAGUAGUCUCGAGAGCCCCUUCAUUUUCAUCACUGCAGAAAAACUUGAAAGCGUUCAUGAUGUACUGCGCUUGCUCGGGGCCGCGAAGAAUUCUGGUAAACCUCUUGUACUUGUCGCCCCGCAGUUUUCUGAAGCAGUGCUGCAAACCGUUAUACACAAUCACGUUAACAAUGUGGUGUUGUGUGGAAUUGUUUGCGCCCCUGAACUUUCAGAGGAGGAGCUCCACGAUCUCGCCACAUGUUGUCAAUGCAGAGUGGAGAAGGUUGGCUCCCUUGGAGUUGUGGAUGAUGUCACCUGUUUGCUAGGACGCGCGGAACGAUGGGAACAAACAAUGGAUAGCACCGUCGUUGCUGGAGUGGCUGACGCGGCACCGCGGGUGCGGUUGUUGCAGGGACGGCUGGAACGGGCCUUAACCGAGGAUGUGAAGGAGAAGUUACGGGAGAGGAUUUCCAAACUAAACCGCACGUUUGCCGUAAUCCGCGUAGGUGGCCGAUCCACCGUGGAGAUCAAUGAGUCGAAAGACCGUGUGAUUGAUGCCGUUAACGCAGCGCGGAAUGCCCUUGCGGAGGGAAUUGUUGCUGGCGGCGGCGCUGCCCUCCUUCACGCGUCAAAGCAGUUAGAUGUACUCAUGAGAGAGGAUGAGGACAUGGAGCAGGAUCGGAGGACUGGGAUAUUAAUCGUGCGCAACGCGGCGCGUCUUCCAAUGAAACGCAUCAGUGAGAAUGCAGGUGAGGAGGGUGCUGUUACUGUUGAAACUGUUGCUGAGUAUGAGGACUGCUGCAUGGGCUAUGAUGCGCAGAAUGACCGCUACGUGGAUAUGUUUGAAGUGGGUAUUGUCGACCCCGUGAAGGUGGUGAACUCUUGCGUAGUGGAUGCCGCCUCAGUAGCAGGGUUGAUGAUUACAACGGAAGCCAGCGUGUGUGAUUUUAAGGAAGAGAGGCGUCAACGGGAUAGUGGUUGA
Molecule: messenger RNA, 1626 nt
Organism: Trypanosoma brucei brucei TREU927
Lineage: Eukaryota; Euglenozoa; Kinetoplastea; Trypanosomatida; Trypanosomatidae
Product: chaperonin Hsp60, mitochondrial precursor, putative
Exons: 1
Coding region: 1-1626 (541 amino acids)
Biological process (GO): protein refolding
Molecular function (GO): ATP binding; ATP-dependent protein folding chaperone
Source: RefSeq, a predicted model, not a curated record